Molecule: messenger RNA, 3128 nt
Organism: Ruditapes philippinarum (Manila clam)
Lineage: Eukaryota; Metazoa; Mollusca; Bivalvia; Venerida; Veneridae
Product: fucolectin-like
Exons: 4
Coding region: 86-730 (214 amino acids)
Source: RefSeq, a predicted model, not a curated record
UAUUGACUUGGACACCAAUCAGAAAUACGAUCAGAAUCAGAAGUAUUCUUAAAUUGAGCAGUAUUUUGAUCUUUAAUGAAACAAUAUGUUUGCCCAAAGCAGAUGGAACUUUGUUAUUCUUUCUUGUUAUUUUGGAGUUAUUGAGCAGCAUGUACUAGUUAAUCUCGCACUUAACAAGACUGCUCGUCAGAGCGAUGUACAGGGUGGCCGCUUUGCUGCUUUAGCUGUCGAUGGUGGCUUAUCCCAACACAUGAUGGCCGGCUCUUGUACACAUACAUCAGCUCGUGCUGAUGCAUUCUGGGAAGUGGAUUUAGGCAAAGCGUAUUUUAUCAACCACGUGAUUAUAUAUAAUCGGGGAGACUGUUGCAGCAACCGGUUAAGAGAGGUGGAGUUAUAUAUCGGUUUGAAGACAGAGACGUACAAGAUUUAUGGUUUCCAUGAGGGAGUAGUUGGACCCACGUAUACUUUUCAACUAGAAAAUACAGUGCUUGGACGCUGGGUCCGCAUAACUAGAAUUCCAUCUGUAAUAGACUAUUUGUCGUUAUGCGAAGUUCAGGUCUUUGGAUAUGACAAUUUUCAAUAUUUUGACAUCAAGUCGAACUGGUUGAGUAUUGAAAACAAAACAACAGUACAGACUUCGACAGCGAUACAGUGUGGUUAUAUUUGUUAUAAAACAAAAGAAUGCGAGACAGCUAAUUUCGAAAACGAUAAACAUUUGUGCGUCAUGUAAACAUAUAACAUCAAAUUCUGAUAUUGGAAGUGGGUCGAUGUUCAUACAUACAUUUACUUAGUGAGCAUCUGGAACAAAACCGUUUUUUUUUUAAUUUAAAUUUUUCUCUGCUUCACUUAAGAAACCAAACAUUCAAUUAUUAUAUCAUUCAAACAAUGAGAAACAAAUGUAUAUUCGAACAACUAUGUAACCAUCUAACAUCAAAUCCAGAUAUUGGAAAUUGGUCGAUGUUGAUAUUUACGUAGUCAGCAUCUACAACAAAAGCUUAACGUUUGGUUUAAAUGGUACUUUACCUCAUAAUAAAAUGUUUGAUCUGCAUUGAAAGAUUGAGAAAACAAUAAUUGACACGUGUGAAACACGUUAUCAAAUAUUGUGUGCGCGAUUCUAAAAUAUACGUACAGUAGUAGUUUAUAUUUUAAAAACAUUUCAUCGUUCACAAUAAUUAGAUACCCGGCAAAUUAAUAUCAUUCGAUUCCAGGCCAAUUCAAGGUGUUUUUCGUAAACAUAAACAUUUAAGAAGCGAAACAUUCUACCAGAAUAUCAUGAAAUAUUUUUAACAACGAGAAGACAGACGUUGAUAUCAAAACAAAAAGAAAGAAUGAAUUAAAAAAAACAUUUUAAAAGCAUUUGCCUUCUUGCUAUUGACAUAAUGAUAAUAAACUGUUCGUCUCUAGUAAUAAAUUCACGUACGUGUAGCCAGAUAAUAGCUUUGUGUAUGUCUGUAGUACAAGUAAUGUAUUUUGGUAUCACUUUCUCGAAUACUUUUCAAUCACGUAAACUCACCACAGUACGAUCUACCAUGACUCGUGUUAGUUUCCUGUGACACAAUAUAUCCUAUUUAAAUGUCUAUAAUUAUAUAUUCACCUCUUUUCUUUGACAAUCAUGAAAGUGUGAAUGAUUACUCUUUUCUUAAAGCUUAAUGAAACAUACACAGAUAUGUAUCACAUGAUUUAAAAUAACCAAGUUCCGUGUAAGUGCGCUUGAUGCUACUUUAUGGAAUUCCUUCUUAAUUCCUAUUUAAUAAUCAAAGUUUAAUCAUUUAAGAAAUUAACUCUUUUACCGUAUUUUACAUAAAUGACAUAUUUUUUUUCUAAUUUAUUGAUCAUAAGAACUGCGUAUCAAUACGCAUGCUCAGUCUAGAACGCUAUAUAAGGAGCUGCGUGAGCCUGCUGCUGAGGAAAGAUAGCUGCUGAUCACAUUUUAUUUAUAUUUGUAAAAAUCUCAAAUUAGGGUUUUAAUUUCCCACUCACAACAACCCGUUUUUCUGAUGCGCUUUGUUAUAAAUUUCAGUAGUCAUCAAUCACCCUGCACUUCGUCAUGACUGGGACAAAUGAUAUAUGCUGGGCGACGGAGUACUUAAAUUACAGAAUACACAUUAGUCAAUUCCUUGAUAAUUCCUUGCAACCGUUGUCGGUGCUCUUGCAACACUUUGUUAUGAUCCAAAGGACAUCAAACAAUGUUUGUGUGAAAUAUCUAACGUACAUUACACGUGUUACCGAUGUCGGUGCAUAUUUAUUGUGUUAGUUUGCAAUAUUUCGUAUUUGACUACUCCUCUCAGCUGAAAUUUAACAUAACGUUUUUUUUUAUAUUUACGACCGUUGUCGGGGCAAUUAUGAUGUGUAGUUCUAAAAUUAUUCUUUACCCAGUCAUGAUGGAAAUAUUCGCCACAAGAAAUAAAAUAGUUAUUACAAAAACAUGUUGUGUUAUCUUCUUGUAAAAGACAGAUUUGAGAUGCAUAAUGGCCUCUCGGGUUCGAAACAGCAACUUUCUUCCAGAACUCUCUUAUUAUGCAUUCGUUGAAAAAUUAAGAUAUAAUAUGCUCAUCCUUGAGUAAAAUAUUUUAAUCGUAGUUAUGUGAAAUCUAUAAAAUUCUUACUGAAUAUGUCUUAUUUGAAUAAAAGAAUGAAUAAAUUAUGAAUGGGAAGCUGCGUUCCCUGUUACAGGUUAAGUAAAGAUGGUCCUUUCUUAAAAAACAACAGUUUUUUUUAAUAACUUUAUAUAUUCAUAUUGCGACCACAUAUAGCGUGUAGAGUUUUUAACUACUUUGUGUGAAGUCAAAACAUGUUUAUUUCAUAUUUUCAAAGAGACUGUGUAGCAAUUUUCAAUAUAUUCUUAUAUAAAAAUUAAGCAUAGUAUAUCUUAACUGAAUAAUCUAUAUUAAAUAAGACCCCUAUCAAGUAUGUUCAACCCUAAAAUAAUUUUUUUGCUAGACGAACAUAUCUCAAAUAAUUAAAUCAACUUGGGUUGUAACAUUGAGUGCAAUAAAAAAGACAUAAUGAACGUUUUUUUUAAAACAAAACACGUAUGUUUCAAUAAUGUUGUUUAAGGGUAUUUUUUCAUACAUGUUUAGUUAAUAUAAACUUUAUAUGUAAUUAUCUAUAUUAUUUUAUAAAAGCUU